AACGGAAGUGAGGGCGGGCGGCCGGGCGUGCGCCUGGGGCGGGAUGGAGCAGCAGCAGCAGCAGCUGAGAAACUUGCGGGACUUCCUGUUGGUCUACAAUCGGAUGACGGAACUCUGCUUCCAGCGCUGCGUGCCCAGCCUGCACCACCGAGCUCUGGAUGCCGAGGAGGAGGCCUGUCUGCACAGCUGUGCCGGGAAGCUGAUCCACUCCAACCACCGCCUCAUGGCCGCGUAUGUGCAGCUCAUGCCUGCCCUGGUACAGCGCCGCAUCGCAGACUACGAGGCUGCCUCAGCCAGGCCCGGUGUUGCGGCCGAACAGCCCGGAAACUCGCCUGCAAGCAGCUAGCCAUCCCCCACCCCAGGGAGGGAGGCACUGGAUGGACCCUCAGGUGGAAGGAGCCAGUGCACCUUGGGCUGGGUGCAGCCUGUAUAUAGAGAGCAAGGAGUUGCCUGAGAGCUGGGUACUGUGGCUCCUUUUCCUGGAACUAGUAAGCCCGCUUUUAUUCUGUUUGGUUUAUGUUCUGGGCAGGGAAGCUUUGCCCGUUUCAUUAGCACCAUCCUUUGUUCUGUCAAUGCAUGUCUGCUGGCUUCAACCCUUGCAGCAGAGAAAUUGCCUUCUAUGUGUAGAAGAAAAAGUCAGCAUUCACUCCCAAGCACCUGGUUAAAGCAAGGUCUGUGGGUACAAUUUUAAGGUUGGUAAUCGCAACAGGAAGGUGGUUCCUGGCCAGAUGACAGAGAAAAUGGGAGCUCUGUCUAGCUGUCAUUAACUUAAAUCUGUCUGACUUCAAUGGCUCACUUGUGAGCUGGGUAUGCAUUCAUUCAUAAUUUUUUUUUUUUUACUGUGUCUUACAAAAAGGAAUUCUGCUAGAUUUAGGGAAAGGAGGAGGUAUCUAACGACAACAUAUCAAGAAAUCACAGGGUGUUUAGGUACUACCUUUUUACAAGUCAGUAGCUCCAGAACAGAUGAAACCUAUAAGUUCUGGGUAUUCAUUCUGAAACUAACCAUAUCCCCAGGUUGUUCCUUUCUUACUAUUUUCUGUCUUCCUGAAUGAGCAAUAAAACAUUUAAGCAAAGAA
This is a messenger RNA of Miniopterus natalensis, 1076 nucleotides long. It is a transcript of the gene TIMM10B, whose product is annotated as translocase of inner mitochondrial membrane 10B. The record is from RefSeq and is a predicted model, not a curated record. Lineage: Eukaryota; Metazoa; Chordata; Mammalia; Chiroptera; Miniopteridae.